Messenger RNA from Lepisosteus oculatus (spotted gar), 4339 nucleotides. Its product is annotated as protocadherin-10-like. Gene Ontology annotation, molecular function: calcium ion binding. Gene Ontology annotation, biological process: homophilic cell-cell adhesion. The record is from RefSeq and is a predicted model, not a curated record. Gene Ontology annotation, cellular component: plasma membrane. Lineage: Eukaryota; Metazoa; Chordata; Actinopteri; Semionotiformes; Lepisosteidae.
AAAAUCAGAGACAAAGUAUCACACACCACUGGGGUAACAAGCAGUGAGCGAGACUGGGAAAGGACCCUGAGCUUUUCAUUCGCGCAAAGUUUCGCGAUGCAGUUUCUUUCUUUAUAUUUUUAUUUACAUCUGUUCCUGAUAUCCAGCUCCUUUCCGUGCUUUUACGCAUUUUUACUUAAUGGAAAGUUUUAUUUAUAGCAUUUUUUAAUUUUGAUUUGAGUUAAUAGAGACAUCAUGCUGAUUAUAAAAAUAUUCACUCGCAAUAUACUGGACUAAGGACCAAGCACAGCUGAAAUGGAACUAAGGACUGUGAAAAGAAGACGGACGUGGAGAAGGCAAGUAACCUAUCUAGUUUUUUGCGCUUGUGCUAUGGAUUUAGUCCUGGCUCAGAUACGGUAUUCGAUUCCUGAGGAACUGGAGCACGGAGCUUUUGUUGGCAAUAUAGCGGAAGACUUGGGCUUAGACGUCGGCAAACUCUCUGCUCGAAGAUUCAGGAUUGUCUCUGGCGCUAGAAAACAGUAUUUAGAAGUCAAUUUGGAAAACGGGAUUUUAUUUGUGAACGAGAAGAUUGAUAGAGAAGAACUGUGUGAACAGAAUCCGAUCUGUUUUUUGCACUUGCAGGUGGUCAUCGAGAACCCUUUGGAGCUGUAUAGGGUGGAAGUAGAAAUUCUGGAUGUCAAUGACAAUGCCCCCAGUUUUCCAUGGAGCGAAUUUGUCCUCGAAAUCACGGAGUCGGCGGCUCCCGGGUCUCGUUUCCCGCUUGAGAGCGCGCACGACCCAGACGUGGGCAGCAACUCUCUCCGCACAUACCUGCUCAGCUCUAACGAGCACUUUGUCUUGGAUAUCCAGACACGGAGUGACGGCAGCAAGUUCGCAGAGCUGGUGCUCGAGAAACUUCUGGACAGAGAGCAGCAAAAGACUCACCAGGUGAUUCUAACAGCAGUUGACGGGGGAAUGCCAGAGAGAUCUGGGACUGCACAGAUCACAAUCAAUGUGCUGGAUGCUAAUGACAACGUACCGGUCUUCGAUAAGUCCUCCUAUCGAGUGAGUUUAGUGGAGAAUGCAGCGAGGGGUACGCUGGUUAUCAGACUUAAUGCAACAGAUUUAGACGAAGGAUCUAACGGGGAUAUUUCUUACUCUUUUAGCGGGCACGCUCCUCUGAAAGUGCGAGAACUCUUCACUGUUGAUUCACACUCUGGAGAGAUAAGAGUCAAAGGGAUCGUGGACUACGAAAAAGCCGGUGUGUAUGAAAUCUACGUGCAAGCCAAGGACAAAGGUCCGUCGGCUGUUGCCGUGCACUGCAAAAUACUGGUUGACAUUAUAGAUGUGAACGACAACGCACCAGAAGUGAUUUUAACCUCAGUAUCAACACCUGUACAAGAGGAUGCUCCCCCGGGGACUGUAAUAGCUGUCAUCAGUGUGAUGGAUCGGGAUUCGGGGGAAAACGGUAAUGUCGACUGCGAGAUCCCAAAGAAUGUGCCAUUCCAGCUCCACUCCUCUUUUAAGAAUUAUUAUACUUUGGUUACAAGUGAAUUUUUGGAUAGGGAAACUGUGCCAGAGUACAACAUUACUUUAACUGCUAGAGAUCUGGGAUCACCUCCUCUGUCUACAAAGAAAACUAUCUUAGUUCAAGUCUCUGAUAUCAACGACAACGCUCCCCGAUUCGUGCAACCUUCGUACACGGUCUAUGUGACUGAGAAUAACGCCCCCGGCGCUUCCAUUUGCUCGGUGACCGCUUUUGAUCCUGAUUCGAAUCAGAAUGCGUAUUUGUCGUACUCCAUUCUGGAGGGCCAUAUUCAGGGCAUGCCGGUGUCCACUUAUGUUUCCAUCAACUCAGACAACGGUAACAUCUACGCGCUGCGCUCCUUUGACUACGAGCAACUGAGAAACUUUCAGAUUCGAGUUCAAGCGCAAGACGCCGGGUUUCCGCCGCUGAGCAGCAACGUUACCGUGAACCUCUUUGUCUUGGAUCAGAAUGACAACGCUCCUGUCAUUGUCUCGCCUUUACCCAAAAACGGCACAGUGGCCACGGAGAUGGUCCCCAGAUCUGUUGACGCCGGUUACCUGGUGGCGAAAAUCACGGCAAUAGACGCAGACGCGGGGCAAAACUCCCGUCUUUCAUAUCAGGUUCUCCAGGCGACAGACCCGGGACUGUUUAGCGUUGCGCUUUACACGGGAGAAAUAAGGACAAUCCGUCGAUUUGUAGAUAAAGAUGCCAUCAGGCAAAGACUAGUCAUUUUGGUCAAGGACAACGGUCAACCACCCCUCUCGGCGACUGUUUCCAUCAUCUUAUCAGUAGUUGACAGCGUGCCAGAAUCUCUUUCUGAUUUCAGCGACCUCACUCUAAGCCAAGAAUCCCCCUCUAACCUAACGCUGUACUUAAUAGUAUCUCUGAGCACAAUUUCCUUUAUAUUUCUGGUGGCUAUAAUCGUCCUGGCAUCUAUAAAAUGUUACAAGGACAGAAAUUCCAUAAGGGGAUGCGAUUUCUCCUUUACCUCCUGCUGUGGGUUGAAACCCGAGGCUCCUACUGAAGUGUUUAAAAAAUCCAACAUUAACCUUCAGAUAUCUUCCGGAACUAAAGUGCCUACUAACUGUGUUGAAGUUAAUGGCAAUGGUCCCCUGUCUCAAGCCUACUGUUAUAAAGUCUGUUUGACUCCGGAGUCGGCAAAAAGUGACUUCAUGUUUUUAAAACCCUGUAGUCCAGCAACUCCCAGGAACAACGCUAAAGGUACAGAUAACCUGGCUUCAGUCUGGAGCGGACAGAGCCGCACCAACACGGUGAACAACGGCGCUACUACACCGAGCGAGCUCAAACAGCCCAACACAGACUGGCCUCUAUCAAAGAACCAAAAUUCUACUCUUAAGAGCUACAGCUCCAUGAACAUGGAAGGCACUCUGGUACGGAAAGCUAUGCAGAGAGAAUCAGAAAAUUUGGUAACUCCUGUGGGUGGUCAGUACUGGACAUGGGGAACCCAGAUGAGGGAUUGUAGAAUGUCUUCACCAGCCGUUGGGGCCACAAAUCGCGCCUGGACCCCAAGAUACGGCCCACAAUAUCCACUACACCCACCUCCCGACUACCAGCACAACGUCUACAUUCCCGGGACCCCAGCGUCACAUUCCACACUGAGACCGGCGCAGCGCAGUGACGUCGACGUUAAGAACUCAUUUUCAACGUUUGGGAAAAAAAGGAAGCUGAUGUUAAAUUCCGAAUACAAAGACGACGCGAUGAUAAACAACGACCUUUCUAAUAAAUGAUAUCAAUUGACUUGAAAAGAUUGUUUCCGCGCAUUAACGUAAUUAAUCUCGGGAUCCCGGAGCAACCUUUGGUGACGCACGUUGUGACGCAACUUCGGUCAUUUAAACUUCCUUGUCAAGAAGCAUUUUCUUCACAAUAAAUUCAACAGGACCGCCUGGACCACAACAUCCUGUUAAUGUAGCUUAACAUACUGUACUGCUACGUUUUUUGCAUUGAAAGAUUUAGUUGACAGUUUUAUUGAAAGCAUCUUAGGUUUGAACUCAUUUAUACUGCUAAUUAUUUUACUGGAGCGAACUGAGUGAAGUACUUAGCUGACAAGAGCAGUAGCAGUAAGUCUCACCUGGGAUUUGAACCAAAGACCGUGCACGGAGGAGUCCAGGACCCUAACCAGUACUCCAGCCUGCUAUCAUUAACUGGCAUGCCAAUUCCACUCUUUUAAGUUGCCUGUACAGUUUUGCGAGUGCUGGCAAUAUACUGUAAAUGUGGGCUGUAGAACCCAGGACAUUUCACCCAACUAAAUAACAGUGCUGCUACUACUACUAAUAACAGCAACAUUGCUUAAUAUUCAUAAUAAUAUUGAUGUUUUUGUGUCUUUGGCCACUAACAUACAUUUUUCUUUAUAAAUAGGUGCUGGAACAGGUGUUUUUAGGUCUUUUUUGAUAAAGAUUAUGUUCACAGUCGGUGAUUUCCAGUGAUCUAAAAACUUCAUCAUAAUAAAAGAUAAUAAAUAAUAAAUAGCUUUACAAAUGAGAAGGAAGUUUCUCACUUCAUCCACUACUGAAGUAUAUCUUCUGCCAGAAGCCCACGAGGUAUAAGCUUAGCUUGGCAUUAUGGCCCACAAGCUCUGUGGAGCCCACCUUACUUGAUCUUGAUUUGCACCUGUACAGUUAAAAAAUGUGAUUUACAAAAUUUUCACCAAGAAUGAAAGAGAGUACUAGGAAUCAGUUAAACAGAAAUAGUGCAGUGCAAGUGAACAGAAAUGUCUUGUGCAUAUUGCAAUCUUUAUAACAUAGCACAAUGUAUGGCAUGAUUUUUGUAAUUGUAUAUUCAUUUUGAAAUAAAAUACUUUUUCUUAUUACAUCA